AUGGCUAAGAUCAGAGACCGAACUGAAGACUUCAAAGAUGCUGUCAACAGGGGAGCUUUAUCUUUGGGAUUUAAUGAGGCCAAAAGGGCAGCUCUAAUGGCAUCUUUCAUCAUGCACAAACCUCGUGAAAGAUCACCUUUCACCAAAGCUGCACUAAAAACACUAGAAAGCAUUGGGACUCUAGAACAGUUCUUGAUAAAGCAUAGAAAGGAUUAUGUAGAUCCUCAUCGUACCACAGAAGAGGAAAGAGACAGCAUUGAACAUGAAGUUAGUGUUUUUGUAAAAGCUUGUAAAGAACAAAUUGACAUACUGAAAAGCAGCAUAACUGAUGAAGAAGCAAAUGGAAAAGGUUGGCUUGGAAUUAGGGGUGACAAUGCUAAUGCAGAUACUGUUGCACACAAACAUGGAGUGGUUUUGAUUUUAAGUGAAAGUCUUCAUUCAGUGACAUCACAAUUUGAUCAACUGAGAGCUGUACGCUUUCAAGAAGCCAUCAAUCGAGCCAUGCCAAGAAGAAAACCAAAGCGGGCCCCACUUGAAAAAACAGAAACAACAAGUUCAUCAGAGACGAGGGACCAAAGUGAAAUUACAACUGAACCCAUGAAAGUACAACAGCAAGUUUUAGAUGACGAAACACGUGCUCUUCAGGUGGAGUUAUCGAGUCUUCUUGAUGCUGCACGUGACACCGAAACAAAGAUGGUAGAGAUGUCCGCAUUGAAUCAUUUGAUGUCGACACAUGUGUUGCAACAAGCUCAACAAAUUGAGUAUUUGUAUGAUCAGGCGGUUGAAGCAACAAAGAAUGUUGAGAUGGGUAACAAGGAGCUAAGUCAAGCCAUAGAGAGGAACAGCAGUAGCAGAGUUUUUCUGUUGCUUUUCAUUGCUGUUUUUACAUUUACUAUUCUUUUUCUUGACUGUGAACAUUGGGUUAAUACAUUUAACUGGUUUGAACCUAUUGUUAAACCUCAUGUGGAACCCAAUGUUAACCCUCUUGUGGAACCUAAUGUUGAGCCUCCCGUGGAACCUAAUGUUCAACCUCACAUGGAACCUAAUUUUGAGACUCAUGUGGAAGAUGUAAGUGGUGGAGAGGUUAUUGACACUGUAGAUAGUGAGGAUAUUGAAGACAAUACAAAUAGUGAUUUCAUAGUUGAUGAGGAUAACAUGUUAGAUGACCCUAAUGUUGAUAUGAAGGACUUUCACCUUAACAUUGACAAAGAGGUUGAGUGGGAACUGACAGACAUGCCAUGCAAGUACACCAUUGCAGCUAUAUGGGAUAUGAGGCUUAAUAAUGAGGAUGCUAGGAUAGCUGAGACAUAG
Molecule: messenger RNA, 1311 nt
Organism: Lactuca saligna
Lineage: Eukaryota; Viridiplantae; Streptophyta; Magnoliopsida; Asterales; Asteraceae
Source: the annotation of a GenBank genome assembly